GAGAGAGAGAGGGAGAGAGACUGGCUGUGCGCGCACACUGAAGGAAGCGCUUGUUUUUUUGAGGAGGGAUAUUCCACGUGCCAAAAGCCGUCCCAAACUGUGUGCGCAGUAGCAUGAGUCCAGCAGCAGACCUGGAUUAAUCUGGACUUGCAGCCUGCUUUGCAGAGCGCAAGUUCGCUGUCACUUUUUUUUUUUUUUUUCCGCUCACGGAACGCAACGAUGGAGAGAAGCAUCCCGGGAUGGUGCCUGCUGUUCGCGCUCGUCCUGCACGGCUCGCGCAGCUGGGCUGCCAAGGAGCUCCAGUGCCAGGAGAUCUCCGUGCCUCUGUGCAAAGGCAUCGGCUACAACUACACCUACAUGCCCAACCAGUUCAACCACGACACGCAGGACGAGGCCGGCCUGGAGGUGCACCAGUUCUGGCCGCUGGUGGAGAUCAAGUGCUCCACGGACCUGCGCUUCUUCCUCUGCAGCAUGUACACGCCGAUCUGCCUGGAGGACUACAAGAAGCCGCUGCCGCCGUGCAGGAGCGUGUGCGAGCGGGCCAAAGCCGGCUGCGCGCCGCUCAUGAGGCAGUACGGCUUCCCGUGGCCGGACCGGAUGAGGUGCGACCUGCUGCCCGAGCAGGGCAACCAGGACACGCUGUGCAUGGACUACAACCGGAGCCAGACCACCACCGUGUCCCCCGUGGUGGCCAAGCCCACCAACCGGCCGCUGAAGCCGUACAACCCCAAGAAGAAGAGCGGCUACGGCCGCGGCAUCCCCGGGAAGCACAAACCGGCGGCGUCCCAGUGCGAGCCGGGCUGCUUCUGCAGGGGCCCCAUGGUGCCGGUGACCAGCGACGGACACCCGCUGCACAACCGCGUCAAAACCGGGCAGAUCUUGAACUGUGCCAUACCGUGCCACAAUCCUUACUUUACGCAGGAGGAGAGGACUUUCACCGCCUUCUGGAUCGGCCUGUGGUCCGUCCUGUGCUUCAUCUCCACUUUCGCGACCGUGGCGACUUUCCUGAUCGACAUGGAGCGGUUCAAGUACCCGGAGCGCCCCAUCAUCUUCCUCUCCGCCUGCUACAUGUUCGUGUCGGUUGGAUAUAUCGUCAGGCUGAUCGCGGGACAUGAGGAGGUGGCCUGCAGCAGGGAGCACGGCGCGGAGCACAUCCACUACGAGACCACGGGUCCCGCGCUGUGCACCAUCGUGUUCCUGCUCAUCUACUUCUUCGGCAUGGCCAGCUCCAUUUGGUGGGUGAUCCUGUCCCUCACCUGGUUCCUCGCGGCGGGCAUGAAGUGGGGAAACGAGGCCAUCGCCAGUUACGCACAGUACUUUCAUUUGGCCGCCUGGCUCAUCCCCAGCAUGAAGUCCAUCGCGGUUUUGGCUCUGAGCUCCGUGGACGGGGACUCCGUGGCUGGGAUCUGUUACGUCGGCAACCAGAACUUGGAUAACCUGCGGGGCUUCGUGCUGGCGCCGCUGGUCAUCUACCUGUUCAUCGGGACCAUGUUUCUGCUGGCCGGGUUCGUGUCGCUGUUCCGGAUCAGGAGCGUCAUCAAGCAAGGUGGCACCAAAACUGACAAACUGGAGAGGCUGAUGAUCCGGAUCGGAGUUUUCACAGUUUUAUACACCGUCCCGGCCACUGUCAUAGUGGCGUGCUACUUUUACGAGCAGCACAACAGACAGACGUGGGAAAUUACGCACAACUGUUCGUGCAUGACGGACCCAAACAGGCAGAGGCCGGACUAUGCUGUGUUCAUGCUGAAGUAUUUCAUGUGCCUCUUGGUGGGGAUCACGUCCGGGGCCUGGAUCUGGUCCGGGAAAACCCUGGACUCCUGGAGGACUUUUUGCACGCGGUGCUGCUGGGGGAGCAAAGCCUCCGCAGGGUCCAUGUACAGCGACGUGAGCACGGGACUGACCUGGAGGUCCGGGACGGCCAGUUCUGUCUCCUGCCCCAAACAGAUGCCACUGUCCCGGGUCUGAUCACUCUAAAUGUCAUUUGACACUAAAAGACUAAUGACAUCAGCCUUGUUUUGAAGAUCACAUGGCGUGCAGAUUCAUAUAAAUGUGUUUUUAUUUGGUAAAUUAUUUCAAGAAAGGCAACAGACUGCCAGUUUAAAAUGAAACUUCCUCCCAACAGCACCCCCGAUGCGAACGAUUUGUUAAAUUUGUGCUCAUUUAUUAUUCUUAUAAAAGUUUUAAGAGCAGUUUGAAAGUAACUUCUCACAGAAAGUGCUCCUUUCUUUGCCUUAUCCAAAUGACGUGUGUUUGAAUGGAGGGGGGAGGUUGCCAGCCAAGGGGAGGGGGUGACUAAUUGUGUUGGGAUUGUCCGUCAGCGUGUUGUAAUUAGCACAUUAAUGAGCGCCUAAUGGCUUCUCUUUAAAUAAUGAGGCCGUCAGCAGCAGAACAAUGUACCUGGCACCAAGAACGCAGAGCCUUAUCUGCGCUUAAUUGAAUGCGUACAGCUGACAAGAUCCCUCUUGUCGAUAGGUUACAUGGUAUAGCUGAGGCUCUCCCUCUAUUUUUUACUGUAAAGAACCGCUGUGUCUUAAACACAAGAUUUCACAAUGAGACCGUUCUGCUGAAAAACGAGGCCAUCGCCGGGCUGUUUUGUCUCCAAGGUGGAUUUAUAAGUACAUUCAUCAAUGCCUUAAUUCUGUCUCAUACGGGUCGCAUCAGCGCGUAAAGUGUAUUUAUAUAAUUAUUGGUGUACAUAUAUUGUAUAUUUGUAUAUUGAAUUUUACAAGACUGUAAAUAUGUAUAAUUUUCACUUUGAUAGAAGAUUUUAUUUUGAGAAUAAAACAAUUUUUAUUGAAUG
Messenger RNA from Salarias fasciatus (jewelled blenny), 2800 nucleotides. Its product is annotated as frizzled-8-like. Gene Ontology annotation, cellular component: plasma membrane. Bases 220 to 1965 code for a protein of 581 amino acids. The record is from RefSeq and is a predicted model, not a curated record. The transcript has a single exon. Gene Ontology annotation, molecular function: Wnt-protein binding; Wnt receptor activity. NCBI's taxonomy places the organism in Eukaryota, Metazoa, Chordata, Actinopteri, Blenniiformes, Blenniidae. Gene Ontology annotation, biological process: canonical Wnt signaling pathway; non-canonical Wnt signaling pathway.